CUCCCAAGGUCCCGGAUAACAACAGGAAACGGCCUCGCUAAGAAGAAAACCUCAGAUAUUGGUCAAAGUAUCCACAAUUUGAUCCAAUUUUUCCGCCAGUUACGGCUUCUUUGAGGAAACAUGGCCGAAAUAGACGAAUCUAAGAGGCCCUCUGUUCGUCAAGGUAAGAUAUUGCACCAAAAGUGUCGAACAUCGCGCAGAAGUGAAUCCCGUGAAAUCGAUGUGACGAGAUUCAAUGAUGAUCGCUUGACGUCGGAUUUGUGUAUUCGUCCAAUUUCAUGCAUGGGAAAUAAGUGACAAAUAGCAAAAUUGCUGCGUAUUUCAUUUAAAACGUUUUGAAAUGAAACGUACCAUUUUAAUUGUAAUGAUCUGAGCCUGUGUUCUUCAUGAUUUCAAACAUUUUUGUAGAAGAAAUACGGCAAACGUUCGAAUUUAUUUUGUUUCAUCCGAUCGACGGGUUCACAACUGUUCUCAAAUCGGUAUGUUGCUCAGGGAAGGUUAUCAGUUGUGCAAUUUUUUUGUUUCUUUUUGUAAACCACUCAAACUGUGUCUUGCACAGAAUUGAACUUUCGAUCCUAGUAGGUGAUGGGUGAAUUAACUCACAGCUGUUUAUCUGCCUGGACAAGCGGGGCGGUUACAGUUUAAAAUUUCACUUCGCAAAGUUUUAAAUUUUCUAAAAAAAAUUCAUGGGCACGAUACAGCCGAUUAUUCAAGCAGAACUUUAAAGAAACUAAUAUUUCGACGCGUGAUAAUCUUAUGAAAAAGACUUGACGGGCCAAAUGCAGCCGAUGGCGUUGAGUGAACCAAAUUGUCAACAGUUCGUAGCUUACGCCAUUUUUUCUCUCUCAUAAUUUAUCAUGCAAAGCCUUUCGAUGAUCAUUAAAUACUUGCCGGGAUUAACCACCAUUGUUCCAAAUUGUUCCCUUAGAUACAGUAAAGGGAGAAAUACAGCCCGAUCAAAAUACGGAAAAAACUUGCAGACACAAAUUACUGCAAAAAACUAAACGUCGAACGCCUGCAGAGAGAUAAAUUCUACUUUGGCUAUAUAUCAAUUCAAAUUCGUCUCUAAAUCUUAUAAACUUUACGUUACCUUAAAAAAAAAAUCACAUUUGAUGUGUUGCUAGGAAUUUAACCUUGUAACUGUAUAUCAAGCCUUGCUUUUUAUGUUAUAGGAAGCUAAUAUUUCUUCCGCCAACAAGGAAUACUUCUUGAGGAGUUUUUUUUCUACUUAAUUUAAAAACAUUUUGCUGAGAUUUGAAAUUAAAUGUCAUUGAUACUCAGUCGAGGUUUAUUACUGAACGUAAACAUCGAUCUCGAUUGAAUAAACUAGGUAAUUGACAUUUCCUUUUUCCUUACGUACUUACAAAUAUUUUAUGUGACAAAACUCUGCAAUGGUGAACUUCGUAAUCGCGUGCAUCCUUUAAAAUCUGAAAUUGGAUGAUGAAAUCAUUAAGUGUUGGAAAAAAUACAUUUAUUUUGUUUUGGAGUGUUCUUUACUAUUUUUCCUUUCAGUACAAUAAUUGUUUAUAAUACCUACAUAAAAUUGCUUUUUACAUAUAAGAUCAUUUAAGGAAAUAUAAGCAAAUGCAAUUUUGAUUAUAAAUUUUUUUGCCAAAAUUUGAUACCCAGCGUGAGGUAUUUUUUUUGUGUUAUUUAUAAUCCAAACAGAAAGUUGUACUUAAUGGCAAACACGUCCGUCAAGUCGUGCUUUUAAGAUCUCAAAAUCAUGGUGUGAUCUGAAACUCCUGCACUAAUGAGCACCAAGUGGAUCCCUUCUGCACAGCUGUUGCUUAAAGAUACAAGAAUAAUUCUAUUUUAUCCACUUUCUUAGGUUUGGUAAUUGUUUCCACAUCAUCAAGACACUGUCUUAAUAAAAACAGUCUAUGAACAAUAAGUAACCGCAGGUCCAGUAGCAUUGAGAAUGCUCCUUUGUUUGAAAACACAAAUUGGCUUAUUUGGAGUCUUUCUUUGUCUUGAACAUCAUUUGUUUUCAAAUGUCCUAUAUGACAAAUAAAAGUUUAAUUUUAAUUGAUGUCAAUGAUUUCAUUUUAAAAAAAAAUUGACAUUGCUGGUUUGUGAUUGAAAAGGAUGUGAAUAGAAGUUUUAAUAGAUUCAGUUCUUAGAAAGGUUCGUAGAUGAAAUUUUGGACUAAUUUGUGGCCGUUGUAAAUUGCAUUUUAUUUGUUUGUUUGCAAUUAAACAAUUAUAAUAUGUAUUUGAGAUAUGUAACUACUGAUGAGGGCAAAGCCCAAAUCAACUGCCAUGCAUGGAUGUGGGGAAUGGAUAAUCUGAUUUCUCUUUUGGAAUAAAUCUGUUAGUUGUUCAACACUUAUCUGUUAUGAAAUAGAUGACAAGUAGCAAGUUAGCGCAACCAAUCAGAUCCUAGCAUUUGUGAUAGAAUACUGGCAGGUUGAUACUGAAAUUUAUGAGGCUAGUAAUGAAAUAAAUCAAAAGUAGAUCAUCUCUUAAAAGUCUAUUUGGAAAUAGUGGAGUUGAUUGAGGUACGUUUUGUGCUUUAGUGGGCGAAACAGAGGGUUAAUGAUUUCCAGAGCCUCCAAAUUUGAUUUGAAUUGCCUAUUUUUUCCAGUGUGCCAGGACUUCAUGGUACGAGAAGAUGGAGCAUUAGCUCAAAGGCUGCAGGAUGAAGAAUGUGAGUUUGCCACCCUUUUCUAUAUUUGUUCUUUUUCUGAUUAUUUGAAUUAAAAUUUUACCUCUUUUGUGUUUGUUUGUCAUUGGAAAUAAUUUUGUUAACCCUUUAACUCCCAUGAGUGACUAAGACAGCAUUUCCCCUUACAAUAUUAUUACAAUAUCAACCAGAUAAGUGAUGAGAAUGGAGAAGAAUAUCAAUUUGGGGAUAAUUAGUUGAUCCAAUACUAAAUUCUCUGAACUAACAUUAUAAUAAUUGUAUGGUUGACAGUAAGGAGAAUUACGAAUGCGAUCUGGGAGUUAAAGGUUAAGGUUUCUUUUGACCAUGGAAUACAAAUUGUUAUCUGUUUCCAGCUUUCGACUUCCAUGGCUAUUUUCAACCCUCAGAGUUCUACAAUAUCACAAACAAUUAAUGUGUACAACUAACAAUGACUAAGAGUGACCAGCAUCUAUUUUCUCCUUACAAUAUCACCCCUGAAUCAAACAUUAAACAUCAUCCCAAAAAUAAAGGCAAUGAUUGCCAACUAAAGACUGAAGCUCUCGAUUGUUAAACAAAUUCUCCUUGUCAGCACCUCAGGAAAUAUAGAGAGAGGAGUGUGAAGAGUAUGCAUACUGAUGUUAUGCUGUAAGGGGUUACUCUAAUUGUAUCUCGGUGACAAACCCUUAUGUGUGUUAUGCGUUGAAAACCAGUAACUGUGAUGCAUUGGGUUUGAGGUUGUUUUCAAGAUUUGAUGUUGUCUUUCAUACAGUUGGCGAUCACUACCUUAGGAAUCGUAGUGAACGGAAAACAGUCAGAGAGAAUGUCAAUGCUGCAAAGAUUACUUAUUUAGAAGAAGUCAAACAGGCUCAACUCCUGCCCAGUGAGGAACUCCAACACAUGUAUGGAUUUUUUAAAAUAUUUUUUAUAUCAGUUUUAUAGUAUGAAAUAAAUUGUAUAACUUCAUAUUUUAUUAAUGCCUCUUACAAACUGAGUUUGAUAUCCAUUCUGUAAGUUACAGACCAAGUUUUUUUCUGCUUAGAUUUAUGGCUCAAGCAUGAAGUGGGCAUGCCAUGUAUUUGAGCUAAAAAUGAAGGUUCUGUAACUUACAUACGUGAAAGAAUUGCUCAGUUCUGAUUGGUUAAGAUAAAUGCAGUUUUCGGGUAAUUCAAUGCAGAAGAGGGUCAAUUUAGUGCAAAGAAGUAACAAACCAGACAUUCUGAUUGGUCAAUAAUCAAAGAGCUCACAGAUAGCCAAUUAAAUGCAAGUCUUGGAUGUGGCAACAUUUGGAUACGCUGAAAAUUUGCAAGUGAGCGUUUUAAGUAGGUUUUCUUUCACCACCGCAACAACAAUACAGAAGCUGAAAAACAGCUUUUACAAUAAAAACACAGUAAAAAGCACUGCUUUUUGGUUGUCAGUUUGGAAAAAGUGGUGUUUAGAGAAGGGAAUUUCCAAUGAAAUAAACAAUUAUGAGCCAACCCAGCUUAACACUUUGCUCGAGCAAUUCUAAGCCAAAAUUAAAAACAAACAUGGUUAAACCUUGCAAAUGACGAUUCCAUUUCAUCAAAAGUGAUUCGAACACAGACUGAACAAUUCCUUGAACUGUUUAGCUGCCCUUCGAACUUUUUUGCACCUUAAAGAUGUGAAAAUAUCACGAGGUUGUCUUGAUGGAAUGCACAAUGUCACUUGCAGGGUUUGAAUAAAUUAUUUUUGCACUUGAUGCUUGCGCUUUGCUUCUGCAUGAUAAGGUAUCUCAUAUUUUUUCAUGUAUUUUAUUAAUACAUAAUCACAUGAUUUUUCUUGAAUGUGCAAUUUGGAAUAAAUAAGCACUUGUAAAUUUUUUCAAAGACCACAAAUUGCACCCACCCUACAGGCUCGUGCAAUUUUGUUAGUCUAUGAAAAAAUUUACUUGUGCUUAUUUAUUCCAAAUUGCACAAGAAAAAUCAUGUGAUUACCUAUACAUGUGGACUGAGAACACGAGGGUGGUAAGAGAUUUUAUUAUAUCAAACAAACUUUUGAAUUAAGCAGUCAUGCCUUUAGUCUGAUGCUUAUGAAUGUGGUAUAUUUUAUACAUUUAACAUAAUGCCUCUUCAAAAUUGUUAAUUUGUAGAAAUUGUGCAAUAAGCAAUACAAAAAAUGCACUGAAAGUCUUUGGAUCAUGUACAGCCUUCUAGAGAUAUUCUGUCACUCUGAAACAAUAUUAGUUUGGGAUACACUAAGCUGUCUUAUUUACGGAAAGGCCAAUAUCAGUUUCACUUACCUCCAGCAAGUAGUAACAGUGGUGUUUAGGAGGCACAGUUCAAAUCGUGUCAAAACCUGAAGUUUUUCCAGCUUCUUUUCUGUUACAGCUUAAAACUGCUGUCCACUGACAAGGAUACUUUUUUCACUUGCUUGAUUAUAUAAUUAUUACAGACCGGUAUUGAUUUGGAUAAUUUCUCAUUCAAUGUAAAUAUUGAACAGGAAAUACUGGUAUUUGAUAACAAUGUUAUCGCUAAUGACCAAACUGUAUGAGGAAAUAUUAGUUGUCUGUGAUGUGAAAAUGUCUGGAAUGUAAUGAAUAUCAGAUAUGUGUUCCAAAGUGAAGUGAAUCAUUUUACUGGAAUGCGUUAUAUUCUAUCGCCAAAUUAUUUGAGCUGAAAGCAUUGUCUAUAAUUAGACACAGCAUGGAGUUUACUAUAAACUAGCGUGUCAGAUCAAUAUAUUUUCUUUUCGGUGUUGAUAAGAAGCAUGUGUAAAACCAUCAAUCAUUCUUUGAUGUUAACUAUCAAAAAAUCCUAGAGUAGAAUAGAACAGUCAGCAAUUCACAUUAAUUUUUUCAGUUUGUCUCAAUGGUUGUUGAAACUUCACUGUAAUGUGCUGAUACUGAAAAAGCGUUUUGUAGGAUUUUUUUCUUUCUGUGUGAUUGGUUUUAUUUUGAGUGCAUGAGCCUUUCUGUCAUGCGUUUUAAUAAUGAUUUUGAGAAAUUAGCAGGUCAUAUUAUAAUAAGUAAACCAUUAAUAAGGUUCUUUCAAGAUCAAACCAGUUUUCACUGCACCUAGUAAUUCACAUUUUCAGUUUUGCUUCGUGGCUUUUUAAACUUUGCAGUAAUGUGCCAAGACAUUGCCCUUGAACUUCCAAGAUCCAAUCAUAAAUUCUCCCCUCUAGCUGCUGCACAUUUUCUUGUAACUUAGUCACAAGAAUUUGAUGUUAGAUCAAGAUAACAACUAAUACGUGAUAGGUUUUUUAUCCUCUCAUUUAUUUACCCAUUUGCUGGAUAAUGUAUGGAUGAUAUGGGGAAAAGUAGCAAGUUGAUCACUUCUGUUGGUUUUCUUUUUAUUUCUCAGUUGGUUUUUUUCUUUCUUUUUUGCGAUAAGUUUAAUUUUAGUACCCUAGAUUUACCUUGUGAGAUGAAAAUAUUGUGUUCAUGGGGCGUGAAGGAUCAGUUCCUACUGAGACAAUGUCUUUGAAUUGGUGAUAAUGGCGGAAGAUAAAAAUGAUAUUGGACUUUAUGUAAAUAAAAAUUAAAAGCAUUUUGUGAUAAUCCCUUGUUAUUAAUACUGAUAUUAUCUGACUCAGUGUGCCUGCCUCAGGGUGACAAGGUAUCUCUAGAAGGCUGUAAACGAUCCAAAGACUUUCAGUGCAAUUUUUUGUUUUGCUUAUUACACAAAUGCUACAAAUUAACAAUUUUGAAUAGGUAUUUUGUUUAUCAAAUAUAUUGCAUGACCAUCAGACGAUUGCAUGACUGUAAUGUAGGCAAUAUCAUUAUAAUUAAUUCAUCGGAAGUAAAACAGAAAUAAUUUGAAGCCACGUUGGCUAAAGUCCAUUCAGCAUAGCACAGUUAUGCAGCGGAUAGCAAAACGUUCACUUCUCAAGAGUGAUUUAGAAAUUCUGUUCAGUUUGGUGAGUAAACAUCUUGAAACUGGUUGGGAUUUUUGUGCAUAGAUUGAUGUUUGUACUGUUGUUUUUUUUUUUGGAAUCAGUACUAAGUUUAAUUCUUUUUAAAGCGGCUGAUUUUUAUGUUUCGUUUGUCAGUAUUUAUUGCCAUAAAUUGAAACAGCAAGGGAAAUAAAGAUUACCAUGGUUUAAAAGAAUUUGAGCAAAGGAAAAAAACUGAAGCAUGCAUGCACAACAUAUCCAUGCUUUUGGUUCGCUUUGAUAGUUCAAAGCAGCUCUGCUGUUCUCCUAAGGACUGUUUAUAAGCCAGAAAACUGUGGGAUUGCAUGACUUAGAAGAAAGUGAUUAAAAAUAUAGAUCACGUUAUCGGUAAAUAAUUCAUUUUUUCUUGCUUUAGGGCACAUCCAGAAGAGUGGCUUGCAAGUGAUCUUCAACAUAAACUACAAACUGAAGUGAGUACUUGAAAAUAUGUAUUUAGAAUUCUUCAAUGUUCCCCUUCGUAGAAACAACUGUAUUUUCUGUAGAUGGAGCUGAAGUUAGUGUUGAAUUGCUUUUAAUCUGGCAGUAUUCCAUCUAAACAUACAGCUGUAUCUGAAUUUUUCAUAAUCAAAUUGUACAUGAUGAUGUCAGUGAAUUUAUAAUACCCUUGCUUUGCUACAAAUGAAGACAACCAAAUUCACAGCUAUAACAAAAGACAUGUAAACUCCUUUUGUUUUCCAUUAUGGAGAGCAAACAUUUGGCAGUUUUCCAUUUUCUAUCAAGACCCAAGGUAUUUCAACUCUCCUACUCAAGAGAUCACUGGCUCUUCACGUUUUGCGUCCUUCUAAAAAAAACUUAAAAUAUCUAUUCUUGACCUCUCCUAAUUCUACUAUGGGCUAUUAAACGGUUUAUCAACCUAUCAUUUACUGUCUGAACUGUCUAGAGUCAUUUUGUCUUGUUCUACUUGUGAGAGACCCUAAAUUUACAAGCCUUAAAUUAUUUUUAUAAAAGCUUCCUAGCCACUAAUCUGUUUUGUUGUCGUUUUUUUUUUAAUCUCUACCAAUUGCUAUCAAUCAUUGUAAUUUUAUACAUUAUGGCAAAUAAAAUGGUGAAAUAAAUAUAAACGUUUUAGCAUCAAUCUGGUUUCAUUUCAGUUUUGAUGUAUGAUAUUAAAUGAAUACAUCCUGUUAUUUAGGAAGUAGAUUGUGAAAGAAAACGAAGAGAUUCUGAACUGAAAGACCAGGUAAACAUUGCACAUUUUCUGUCUUGUUACAUCUAAUAUGAACCAACAAGAUUUAUUUUUUUUUAUGUUAUCAAGGCUAAUUUGCUGUUGAUUAAUUUCAAAAUGUGCUUUGAUGAAUCAAUAUUUUUGCAAAUAACUGUAAUGGAUGGCUUUGAAGCCAUGUUAAAUUUUUUGCUGUAACAUCCAUAAGCCAGUUUCUUGAUCUGCUAGAUGUUAACAGAUUGUGUUCAAUUUUUGUUUACUCCUAAAAUUGUUUUGCUGAUUUCUUACCUUGCACAACUUUUUAUUGCUAAAUUCUCAUUAAAUCUGUUGAAAAUCAUGAACAAAUAACACUCUCCUGUGGAGCUGUUUACAUACAUGUGUCACUUCCUGAAAGCCUUUCACUUUCAGAGUAACCAAAAAUAAGUUAUUUCAUCGUUGUGUCAACAGAAAGACGUUGCAAAGAAUGAGAAUUUUCAUAUUUUGGACAUUGCUUAUUGAAAACCAAAUUCUCAAACCUAAUAUUAAUGAAAUGUUUGGCAGACAGGGAGGAGAGGUGAUGUAGCUAUUAACAGAGUGAAUGCAAUUCCCUUGUUCAGGGUCCACAGUUUAAGUGGCUUUGUUGUGAACUGCAUUGCAAAGAAUGUUUGUGAAAUUAAGUUCAAAACUCGUUAAGCAAUUUCCAAUUAAUUGGUCAAAGAAAUCCAGAAUUGAGUUGGUUUUUCUUGACACGCCCUGUGAUUGGUUUAGAAAACUCGCGCCACUUUCUCCACCAAUCAGAUGGAAAACUGAAAUCAAUCGUGAUCUAGUCAUUCGCAUUUUCCCGCGCUCCAGGCAGUUGGUGUUUAAUUACUCUGAGAUCUCAUUGGCUCGUUGUGUCAUCGUCCAUUCCUCUGAUUGGCCUUUGAUAUUACUUUGGUUUUGGUGACAUUCCAUUGGAAAGCGCUCUUAAUUCUUAAAAUGUACAAUUUCUUUUUUUUGCUAGGAGAUUGCAAGACAACUGCAAGAAAGAGAAGCUAUGAAACUCGAACGUGCAAGACAGAGAAGAUUGGAAAGACAACUUAAAGAAGAGAGGGAAAGUAAAAUUCUUCAGGAAGCUAUAUCAGGGUUGAACGAUCACAAUGACAAUCAAGUGAAUCACCAGCAACAUGCUGAAACUCAAAGAGGUUUGAUUGUUUACAAUUUUUGAUUUUAGUGUACUUGAAGUAUAUGUGACGCCGUAGAAUUUACACGAUAAAACGCAACACCGCUCUCAGAGAAAUGUCACUCUUGAUUGAACGAUGCACAUGGAUCCAAAAGGACCAUUAAACGCUGCCCCUAUAUGAACGCUGCACAUUUCGAUUGAGUGUCGUAAAACCCAAACCGAAGCAAUCACAAAAACCAAUCGGAACUUGAAAUAAAACAGGUUUGAGGCGCGGGAAAACGCGGAUGACCAAGUUGCGAUUGGCUUUAAUUUUGCAUUUGAUUGGUUGAAAAUUUGACGCUGGUUUUCUUAACCAAUCGCGAGACUGAGUAAAGUAGAAGCACCGCAAUUCCUGAUUACUUUCGAUACUCACUUAGAAAUUGCUGUAACUCCACAGUUUAAAAAAAUGAUUUAGUUUUUGAUGUUAUGGAAUUUAUUUCCUUGCAGCCCCUGCUCCUGUAGGAUUAAGGAAUGGUCGAUCUUCUCCGGAUACAGAGGAGACCAAGCCUCGUCGCCAUGUCAGAGGAGAAGGUAGCAAUGGUAGAGGGUCUGAAAAAAGAUACAGCAUUGGAGAAGGAGCUGUGGUGCAACUGCCACCCAGCGAGGGAGGACGAUUAGAAUGUGACAGGAUUAUCUUAGCUGAUGGAACAGCUAUUGACCUGUUUGACGAGAAUGAGGACAAGGGUGCUCGGGAGCAGGCGCAUAAGAGAUCUCGAGAGAGACAAGAUGAGGUAAAAACCAUGAAAUAUGUGCUUUUUUCAAGUGAUAAAAAAUAGUCCUCCGAGAGGACGUGUGCUUACUGGUACUAGAUGGCACACCUAGUUACAUUGUGCAUAUGAUUGCGGAAUUGUUAUCGGUGUCAAGUAAAUGAUGUCAGUGUAAUUAGAAUCAUAUGCUAUCAAAACAAGAUGGCAGGGUUUGUGGUGUGGUAAUGUUCGGGGUGAAACAGCUUCGGAAGUUACGGACUAUAAUCUCACUCACAACAUGAUGACAUAAUGCGUACUGGCCUUUUGCCAGUAAGCGCAAAAAUCAUUCAUUUCACUUCGGGAUCCGGAAGUCUUCGGAAAUUACGGACCAUUUCACUCACAACAUGAUGACUUAACGUGUACUGGCCUUCUGCCAGUAAGCACAACUAGUGAGCAGAACUGCACGAACUCAAAGAGUACAAACUUGUUUUACUUUUCUACGCGUUUCGUCUAACAGUAGCAGACGUAGUCAGGGAAUUUUUACAAGUAGGGUAGAUAAGUUUGCUUAUAUACACAUCGAUGUCUAUCUUCGAUAUCUCUUUUUUUUGUAAUAAAUCUGUGACCCCGAAACACUUAACGUACUCGUUCAUGUAACGUCCGAAAAAUGUCACGCAUGUAUAACACCUUAGUCACUCCUUACGAAUACUUUCCGCCUCGCUUCACACUAAGCGUAAAGGUCGAAAAUUGACCUCGAUGUCUGAUGAAUGAGCAAAAUGCUGUAGAUGAUGACGUCACCUAUGCGUCUUUCCUCCAAUAUUAGGUAUGAACCAAUCAAACGGCGGGGGUAAUUCACCUUACUACAUAACUAAGGAAAGAUAGAUGUAUUAUUUCAGUUUACAACUUUGGAGAUUUUUUUAUUGUUUAGGAAUAUGCAAGAAGGUUACAGGAGCAAGAAAAUAAGGUACGCUUUUUAUACUUACGAUGUUUCUCGUACUUUUGUUUCGGUCAUAUAUCUUUCACAGAAGAAAUGUUAGCUAUGUCGACAACAAGUACAUGUGUCUACCACACACGUGAAAAGUGCUUGUCGCGCGCGCUGAUUGCUGAUUGGCUAUUUAGCAAGUGCUAGUCAUUUCUAAAUUAAUUUAAUCAAUUUUUCGGUCUCUGUGUGGAAUAUGCAGAAACAAUUAUCCACCUCAGGGUCGGUGAAUAAUGGUGGAUAUUUACCUCACCGAUUUGCGGCUCGGUAAAUAUCCAUCACUAUUCACCACCACUUCGGUGAGUAAUUGUUAACUACUGGGAAGAUAAUCUCAAGAAUGUUUUUUAACCAUCCGUCUCUGAAUAUUUGAUGGUGUCCGCAACUGAAAUCUCUUCAGUAUAUGCGUGCCUAGAUAGUAUUGAAUUGUUUUAGGAUCGUUAAAUGUUUUACGGUUUGAGCUAACAACAAUUUAUUCCUUGUCAGUUAUUAGAACAAGACCGUCAAGCGGAACACGACAGAAAGCUAGCACUGGAAUAUCAAGACAGGGUAUGUGCCAGUUAAUCAUUACUUGUGAUUAUUGAAGAUCUGGUCAAGAUGUUUCAGCGUAGAGCGCUUUUCAAUUGAGUGUCAUAAGACCGAAACCAUAGUAAGCACAUCGACCAAUCAGAUUAGAGAGAAAUCCAAAAGGACUAAUGAGAGGGCGAUGUUAGCGCACGUGACCGGCGUUAAGCGCGGUAAAAUGUGAGUGACCCAAUGGCGAUUGGUUAUAGUUUUGCAUCUGAUUGAUUGAGGGGAUAACGCCAGUUUUCUAGCCGUCCUAAUUGAAAGCAGCUUACAAGGAUUUUUUCUUGAGCUGUUUAACACGGUCCUUCGUGAAGGCUGUGUCCUUAAACUCUCUCCUUUAUGUCUUUCGUAUCUUAAGGAAUUUGCCAAAGAGCUACAGAGAAGGGAAUAUAUUCGAUUACAAAAGCUGAAGAGAGAAAGACAAUUACAGAGAGCACAGUCAGUUCCUGCAGAAAGCUCGUCUGGAAGUACUGGAGAACUGCAGGUGAGUUGUUCGCCUUCAGGAAUAUAACUGCAAGUUCCUUGACUGUUCCCUUAUCUUAGAAGGCUAUGCGUGUUGUUGCAAGCUAAAUUUGCGGAGAUUUAAGACAAGUUUAAAACAAACUGGGUCGAGUGCAUGAUUUCAGGCUUUCGUUGUGAAUUUGCUGGGAUUAAAUUAAUUAUUUGAAACAAGUUUUUCCCCCACCCCUUUUCCCCCCCUUGCAGGGCUCCACCUCCUGCCCCGGUUUUUUGACGGUCGGAUAACACUAUCCACUAGAUAAAUCUCUAUCCGGUGAAUAACGCUAUACGUUUUACUAUCACUUAUCCGCUGGAUCGCGAUUUAUCAGUUGGAUAGUGUUAUCAGCCUUUAUACAACUGGGCCCUGGAAUUUCAAUUUGACAUUUUACAGGACUGGAAAGUCCUGGGAAAAGACAACUGGUCCUGGAAAAUCCUGGAAAUCUGCUUAAAUCAAGAAAUAAAGAUUUCCAGAAUUUAUGUUAUAGGAAAUGUAUGUAGACAGUUAGGAGAAUCGAUUUUAAAAACUUGGGAAUGAAAGGGGCUAAGGUGAUUUUUGGAGUCCUGGAAAAAUCAAUCUGAGUCCUGGAAGAUUUCUUAAAAUUUGUUUCUUAGAAAGGGUGCGAACCUUGAGCUUAGCGCAGAAAGAUUGAGUAAGCUAUUUUUCUUCGUUUAUUUGGUCAUGUAUUUGUUUUUAUUUGCGUAAUUGUUCACAUAUUUCUUUGAUCCUUCCUCUUUCAGUCGCAUCAGAGGCUUCCUUCUUACGAGGAAGCAACACACAGAAACCAAAUGCCCGAUCUACUGCAGGAUGAGCCAGCCUUUAAACCAGAACAAGAUGCUCAAGGAAACGACUUUUCACAUCGUAAAUACAGCUGCCCUGAAAGACCAGCUACCUCGCGUUACAACGGUUCAUUUGAACGAGAAAUUAAUGGUGCAAACCAAUUGUCCCGAACCAGUUCUAAUUCUCCGCCGAGCACGAUACUCGACAGAGAUCCGCUACGCCAACAGGAGUACAGAUCGUCCGAUUCUCCAAACUCAUCGCAGCAAUCUUCGUUGGAAAGAUCGGCAGAAUUUGUCAGGCAAACUUCCCAAACGUCCUCAACUAGUUCAUCGUCUCAAGUUCAGGCUCUCGCGUCUCCGACAUCACCGGUCACCCAAGAAGGGAUCUGGGAACGACUCUAUGAGGAAGGAGACCAGAUUCCGUACGGUUCACGCGACCGUAGAGUCUUGGAACGGAGGGUAACUGUGGCAAGUUCCGAGCCUUCCAAUCAUAUCACCACCGAGUUAGUUAACAAUGGAAGUAUUCCUAAUGGAAAUGAAUGCAACAUUGCAGAAUUUAUAGACCCCACCUUUGGCCGUAAGUCCCAAAAUAGCAGUACAGAAGAAGACCCUACGCCCUCUCCGACGGGAGUUGAGUCGAAAGCUAAAGCAGUGCCGCUGAUACAACCGCACCGUAGGCGCAGCUCAGAUAAAAAAAAAAGAGAGAAAGAAAAAGAAUGCAAACAGCAGUGAAAAUCGGAGGAUAAAGCGAGUGUCCAAGAACAGUUCUUCGUCACUGUAAAUAGUGAAUGGUGCCCGAGUGGUAAGCUCGGUCAAAGUCAUUAGUAUUUUUAAAUAUUGACAGCUAUUGAUAGUUGUACAAUUUAACAUAAAGCCGUAAUGUAAGCCGAGCGAUGUUUCAUCACCGAUAAUUGAUUAUGGUGUUCCCAAGCCUUUCCUCCGCAAAUUAUUAAAGGUAAAGCGAAGGGCACGAUUGAGUACGAGCACUUCCUGCUUUUCGGCAAAGUCCGUUGCACGAGUCAAAACCGAAGGAAAAAAUGAGGGUAAUAAAAAAAUGAUUUUAGCGCAUUGCGCGGAACUCUGGGAAUGAGGUACACGGAAAGUACUCUACUCUGAGCGCGGAAUCCGAAGGUCUGGAGUUCGAUUCCUCGUGGUGACUCAGAAUUUUGCCUUUGUCGCAUACCCGUGAUUUGACGAAAAACGUCUUUCUUUCUUUCUUUUUUUACCGAGCUCAAAACUCACAAUCUUUCUUAUUUUACUCUGCUACUUCCUUGUACCCAGUGUUCAGCGCGGCACGCUAACAAUUUUUUUUACUCUCUGAUCAGUUUUGACUCUCGCUACGAACUUCGCCGAAAUGAAGAAACUGCUCGUAGUCUAAGGACACGAAAGCUCGAGAUCGAACUUACCACGCAUUUUUUAUGUAACAAAAUGGCGUAAUUACCUCUAGAGUACUCUCGUGAGUUUGUGGAAUUAUUUUGCUGGUCAAUAGGUUAUUAAACCAUGCAAGCACUUUGAUAAAGAUAUACGAAAAAGGAUUUCAAGCCGAAAUUAUGAUCUUGAUAAAACUGGAAGAAACCCACAAUUUAAGUUAGUUGGAAAUAAUUUAGCUCUCUCUCCCUCUCUAUGGAAUAUUUUUGCCAGUUUGUAUAGUUUUUAGAUGAUCUAAACGUUUCGUUCUUUGCAAGUUCUUUGCAAGUUAUUCCAUCGAUUUCAGCAGUAAAUGGUAUCCAACUUUAAGAAUCACGUUUUCUUUGACCUCAAGCCAUUUUUUCUUAAAACUCACACCUCUAAGCUGGCGAAGGGAAGUUUAUUUUCAGGAUAUAUUGACGGAAAGACUUGCUGCGUUUUAAAACUUUCAUAUCAAGCAGUUUUAAUAGUAAAUUUUAUUUUUCAGAGAUCGUCCAAAAAAAGAAGAAAAACUGCAAACUAUUGUAUGAUGUACAGAUUUUAUUAAAUGCGUAAUGAUAAGGUACAAGAAAGUUUCCCACAGGAAUUCAGAAAAGUACGUUUUAGAGCUUUAUUUAAACGUUGUGGCUUGUAGCCAUGAGUUAUGCAUCAUCAUGCAACAAGUUAGAGGUGGAACUAUUGUUUUCAGAAGCGAAGUAUGCGGAAUGCUAAAGAAAUAAAACUUCCUCAAAUUUAUUAUGUUUGUGCG
This is a messenger RNA of Pocillopora meandrina, 14535 nucleotides long. The record is from the annotation of a GenBank genome assembly. NCBI's taxonomy places the organism in Eukaryota, Metazoa, Cnidaria, Anthozoa, Scleractinia, Pocilloporidae.